AUGCUAUCGUCCUCACUGCGUCGGGCGGCAUGGGCGCCAAUAGCGCCAGUUUCUGGCGUCUGCCGCUCUUCUAGCCAAGGCCUGGCGACGUCCUCCACUGGCAUCGUCCGUCAACGCCGCUAUUCUUCGUCAUCCUCCUCCAAACCAAGCGACGGCUCGAGGAGGGUCGAAACCUCGUCUCAAACGCCCGCGAAAGAAGUUAACUCUGGAGAGAAGCGUGACGGCAAGUCCUCAAAGCGGAGAGGAAAGGAUGGCAACGGUAGUGGCCGCAACGGAUCCAAGUCCAGCCAGCCGAACGCCUUUUCGAGACUCCCAAGUGUUCCUUCGACGCAACACUUGCAGCCGCAUGAUGUUCAGCUUGCGUCGUUCUUUUCUAUCCACCGCCCCAUCUCCGUCUCUACUACCGUUCCUCCUACAUCAAGCCCGGAAGCAUUUGGCUCGAUAUUCACCAAGCAGGCCUCGAAGAAUGAUGCGGGCGAUGUGAUGUUCACACUUUCUUCCGCCGUCGACUCUAUGGAGAACGCUGCGCAUCAGUUUGCCGAGAACGACGGCGCUUUGGGCGGCUACGAGGCUGAGAAAGGCCAGUUGGAUGCACUGGACAUGUCCGAAUUGAAGGUUUCUGUGGAGGAAAUGACGAAACGUCUUCGUCCAUUCAACCCCCCGCCGCCUCCGACUCCUUACACGGCCGCUGCGGAAUCCGCGGAUCAACAACAACCUCAGGGAACCUCGAGCUAUUCCACUGUCUUGACCAUCCAGGAGUCCACUCUCUCUGAUGGAAGCAAGACCUACGAAGCUCACACAACCCCGUUCGUCCAAGGCCGCAAUAUGGAAGCUCCUGGAGCUGGAGAACCCGAAGCUGCUAUCGACACCCCUCAAAACUCGCAGACCACCUACAUUGAACGUCUACGAAACAACCGGACCAUGCACGCGAUUAGCACACGGAGACGGCGCCAGCGGAAGAUGAAGAACCACAAGUUUAAGAAACUUCUGCGCAGGACGAGAACACUGAGGCGGAAGCUUGACAAGGCCUAA
This is a messenger RNA of Aspergillus puulaauensis, 1032 nucleotides long. RefSeq names its product mitochondrial 37S ribosomal protein mS38. The record is from RefSeq and is a predicted model, not a curated record. Gene Ontology annotation, cellular component: mitochondrion. Gene Ontology annotation, biological process: mRNA processing. The coding region runs from base 1 to 1032 and encodes 343 amino acids. NCBI's taxonomy places the organism in Eukaryota, Fungi, Ascomycota, Eurotiomycetes, Eurotiales, Aspergillaceae. The transcript has 2 exons.